Salvelinus namaycush (lake trout) is the source of this 1781-nucleotide messenger RNA. RefSeq names its product DCN1-like protein 2. The transcript has 7 exons. Gene Ontology annotation, molecular function: cullin family protein binding; ubiquitin conjugating enzyme binding; ubiquitin-like protein binding. The record is from RefSeq and is a predicted model, not a curated record. Bases 159 to 893 code for a protein of 244 amino acids. Lineage: Eukaryota; Metazoa; Chordata; Actinopteri; Salmoniformes; Salmonidae. Gene Ontology annotation, biological process: positive regulation of ubiquitin-protein transferase activity; protein neddylation. Gene Ontology annotation, cellular component: ubiquitin ligase complex.
UCUAGCCAACGUUGAGCCUUAGAGCAGGCAUUCAACUACACACAGGGCGACAAACUUAAUGCAUUUCCAAGACCCCUACGAUUGACCGCAACAAACGGCCUAGCUACGUCUGUCAGCAUAAGCUGAAGUCGUCUCAAAAGGACAAGGUUCGUCAGUUCAUGACCUUUACUCAGUCUGGGGAGAGGACAGCUGUGUACUGCCUGACCCAGAAUGACUGGAAACUAGAGGUGGCCACAGACAACUACUUCCAGAACCCCGACCUCUACUAUAAAGAAUCCAUGAAAACCUCUGUGGACCGCAAGAAGCUAGAACAGCUCUACAACCGAUACAAAGACCCCCAGGAUGACAAUAAGAUCGGUAUCGAUGGGAUCCAGCAGUUCUGUGAUGACCUCACCCUGGACCCGGCCAGUAGGAGUGUUCUGGUGGUGGCCUGGAAGUUCCGUGCCGCCACACAGUGUGAGUUCAGCAGGAAGGAGUUCCUCGACGGCAUGGCCGAGCUGGGCUGUGACAGUCCAGAGAAGCUGAAGUCUCUGCUCCCCAGACUAGAACAGGAAGUCAAAGACACGGCCAAGUUUAAAGACUUCUAUCAGUUCACCUUCAACUUCGCCAAGAACCCUGGACAGAAGGGACUAGACCUGGAGAUGGCUGUAGCCUACUGGAACCUGGUUCUAACAGGUCGAUUCAAGUUCCUGGACCUCUGGAACAGGUUUCUAUUGGAGCAUCAUAAGCGGUCGAUCCCCAAAGACACGUGGAACCUGCUACUGGACUUUGGCAACAUGAUCGCAGACGACAUGUCCAACUACGACGAGGAAGGUGCUUGGCCUGUCCUCAUAGACGACUUUGUGGAAUUUGCCCGGCCAAUCGUGACAGGGGGCAAGCGUAAAACCAUAUAGGUCAUACCCAGUUCCCAGCAGGGGCUGAGGAUUUUAUACACACCAGCCAAAAAGAGACUUCUACAAGACUGUCCAAGUUUGUGAGACUGAGCUGCCAAUCAGGGGCCGGGGAGCGACAUGACAGCCAAUCGGAGAGAAGGAAAACAGGAAGAGGAAGUUAUCUUUUUCUUUGUUUUGGGACUGAGUCACUCCGGGAGGCGGGCUGUCAGCAGGGGGUGGGAUCGUCGCGGAGCUAUGAGCUCUGCUCCCAUUGGCUGGCUGGAUCAGACUGAUCGGCCAACGACUACAGUACCCAUACACCAGCCACCAUCAGAUCAGUGGGGGUGUCUAUAGAUUCUAGAACUGGUGCUCUGGUCCCACCCCCCCGCCCCCUCCUUACUAAAGAAGGACCAGGGAGAGCAAACAGAACGGCAGAGAGGGACGGUUUGCUCUCUGCAGGAGGGUGUGAUAUUUGAUCCAGUGGAGGCUGCUGAGGGGAGGACGGUUCAUAAUAAUGGCUGGAAUGGAGCGAAUGGAACGGCAUCAAACACCUGGAAACCAUGCGUUUGAUGUAUUUGAUACCGUUCCACUGAUUCAGAUCCAGUCAUUACCAUGAACCUGUCCUCCCCAAUUCGGGUGUCACCAACCUCCUGUGGUCUGCUCCCACAGUAGUAAGACGUGUCCUCUCUGCCGGCCCAUGGUGAAUGAACUAGGAGCUUGGAGGUUCUGCAUGUGUUUCUGGUUGAGCGUUAAGCGGCUGGACGGAACGACAACAACUUUUUUAUUAUUAUCAAUGAGUUUGUUCUCAUCGAAUCAGAGGUGAGGGGUGUGGUCGUCAUCCAAUGUUCUCAUCCAAUCCAACGUCAGUGUAAUGUUCUGCUUCCAUUUCAAUCUAACGUGUAAAAGUUG